AUGAGCUUCCCUCUCACUCACUUUGCGUGUUGCAAGGAACUUGCCUCAAAUCGGCGUUCGCCUUCAGUUAUGAGAAGUUCUGACGGCAAUGAGGAGGCCCCAGGCUCUCCUGCGGCUGGUGGCGAGCGCAGCAACUGUGCGUACACCGCAAAGUCUUUGAAGCUGGCAGAGAAGGCCGAAGACGCUUCUCCUGUUGCAGCAGCACAAAUAUUCCGCAUCAAUUCGGAGCAGGCGAUUGAGGAGGUCAGUAACCCUAUCUGCUCUGCUGCUGCUUCCUUCUCCCCUCCUCUUCAAGAGCAGCAGGAGACAGACAAGAUCUACUGCGAGGGCCUCCAUGCGCAAUGUACCCAAAUGUCGUUAACACCCCGACAGCCCUUCGAAUCUGGGGGCCUCAUGAAUCCCUCUAGUCCACCCGGUCUCUCUGUACCGGCGGAGAGUAGCAGUGUACAGACACCAGCGACAACGAUUGCAUGCAAUCAAGCAGCUACUUGCUCCGACGUAGUCGUAAGACAUGACAGCAGUUCGCUGAUGAGUCCCGUUGCUGCUGCUGCUUCUGCUGCUACUACUGCUGCUGAAGGUAGGCUGCAAACGGAGGUAAAGUCCCUCUGUCACGACGAGAGCCUGUCCCCUUGCAGCCUUCAGAGAAGUCCAGCAGCACAGCUGCCCAAAGAGCAGCAACAACAGCAGGUGCAGCAGCAGCAACAGCAGCAGCAGAUGCAGAUGCCGACACAGGCAGAGUUGGGGGGGGACAGCCUUUCAGCUUCCGGAGGCCUCCCCGCGGCGGUUACCGGAGGAGCGAUCGCUGAUGCAGAGGGAAGCAGCAGCAGCAGCAGCAGUCUUCAGUGGCUGACAGCGGCAGUUCAGGAGGAGCGAGGGACUCGCCAAGGGGAGCGGGGCUCUGAAUUGGAGGAGGAGACAGACGAGACAGACACUAGCGGGCUGCUGUUAAGGGGCCCACAGGAGACGCAAACGAAGGAGAGAGUCAAGAGAGACUCUGACGAAAACAAAGUGAAGGCCGAGGAGCAUAUCAGAGACAGGCAACAGCGGCAGGGGGAGGCGAACGGACACGAGGCCCAUGAGCCAACGUCCCCAGGAAGAAUACGCCAGCACAUGGAGGAGCUUGAAGCUGACGGAGAAGCAUCAGCAGCAGAUGCUGCAGAAGCAGAUGCAGGAGCACAAGAUGCUGCAAUAGCAGAUGCUGCUGCUGCUGCUGUUGGGGACGCGAAGGAAAGUGGCGGAGAGAGGGAUGUGUUGGUUCUGCUUGAAGGGGAGAAACAGCAACAGGGAGUUGGGUCGCGGUGGACAAUAGAGAGAGACUCAGGCGACAGCAGAGCGGCGAGGGUAUUUAGAGAAGACGCAGAGACGGAAACGAGAGGGAAGAGCAUUGAACAAGAGAGAAGAAGGGAGGUGGGGGCUUCAUCAACUCUUUUAGAUAGUGAAAGCAUCUGGCACCGACGCACACAGCCGGAGAAGGAACAGGAGAACCCGUGGGAGGUGCCUUACGAAGUGUUUGUUCGCCGCCGAAUGCUAGCAAAGAGGCACAGCGCAGCAGAAGAGGCUGUGCAGGCAACACAGCUAGCUUCAGUCUUGGAGCGUUACGAGCAUAAAGGGGAGGCGAAGGCGAGUGCAUGCACAGGAGGAGGUGAUGAGUUUCCCCUUGAGGCAUCCCACAUAGGAGCGCUGCACGCGCAGCCUUCCGAAGAUCAGCCGAGAAGGGGCCCCCCAGAGUGGAAGGCCCCUUCUGUCCUUCCAUCUGGCUGUGACCUCGUGACAUACGUUCAACUUCGUGAUGGAGAGCAGCAGGAACACCAUGCGCUGCACUGCAGAGAUACCCGAACUCUGGAGAGGGGCCCCUUGAACUUCAGCGAUGUGUUCGCCUUCAUUCGAUGGGUGCAUGAUGCGCAGGACGGGUCCCCCUGCUCCCUUCCUGCUGAUGUGGCCAGCAGCAGCCGCAAGAAGUCUUCGCGGCAAGCGACCACAGAAACAAAGCAGACACAAGCACCACCUCCCCCGCAGAGACAACCAGUGUGCGCGUUUCCUCGGCCCGAUGCUGAGGUAGAUACUUUCUUUGACCCCAAUGAACCACCCCAAGAAGGCCCCCUUGGAAACUUGCAGUUCACAGACACCACCCAAGACCCCUGGGCAGACACUGCAGCGGCUGCCGAACAACAGGGGCCUCCGACAGCUGCAGGCGUGCCAGCUGAAGAAUACACAGGACCUGAGAAAGGGGGCCAGCGGGGAGGCGAGAAGGACGUUGAUUCCCCUUUCAAUAACUUAGCGGCUGAACAUGCUUCGGCGCGGAAACAAUAA
Molecule: messenger RNA, 2310 nt
Organism: Eimeria acervulina
Lineage: Eukaryota; Apicomplexa; Conoidasida; Eucoccidiorida; Eimeriidae
Exons: 3
Coding region: 1-2310 (769 amino acids)
Source: RefSeq, a predicted model, not a curated record